UGGGAAGCUCAAAGAUAUCAAACUUUUCUAUAUAAAGGAGAGUCGCUGAUUAUCCCAUGAAGACAGACAAGAGAGAAGUUUAAGCAUUUCCCAAGAAGCUCAAAGUACAACUUGUGAUUGUGAAUAAUAACAAUGGUGGAAAAAGUAGGGGUAGAAGGUGGGGGAAAAAGAUAUGCAUUAUUGCAGGCAGUGAAGGACUCAGAAUAUGUAAAGAAAAUGUAUGGAGGAUAUUUGAAUGUGUUCGUUGCAGCUUUUGGAGAUGAAGGAGAGAAAUGGGAUUUGCUUAUGGUGGUGGACGGAGUGUUCCCCGCCAUGAAUGAGCUUCAAAACUACGCUGGUUUUAUCAUAACUGGAAGCACUUACGAUGCUUAUGGGAAUGAGUCUUGGAUUUUGGAUCUUUGUUUCCUCUUGCAGAACCUUGACGCCAUGGGAAAGAAGCUUCUUGGCAUUUGUUUUGGUCAUCAGGUAUUGUGUAGGGCAUUGGGUGGGAAAGUUGGGAAGGCUGAGACAGGGUGGGAUAUUGGGGUGAGAAAAGUGGAAAUCAUUGGGAGUUCAGAAUGGGAAUCUGUUAAAGAGAUGGAAGAAAUUCCAAGGAGUUUGUUCAUAAUUGAGUGUCAUCAGGAUGAAGUUUGGGAAAUACCUUUUGGGGCUCAAGUCGUAGGUUUCUCAGACAAGAUAGGUGUUGAAAUAUUUGCUAUUGGAGACCAUAUUUUAGGAAUUCAAGGCCACCCUGAGUAUUCUAAAGACAUUCUUUACAAUCUCGUGGAUCGCCUAGCCAAUAAUGACACUAUACAGAGGGAAUUUGCUGAAGACGCAAAGGUAUGUAUACAAGCGGUAGAACCAGAUACAAAGUGGUGGAAGAAGACCUGCAACAAUUUUCUCAAAGGAUGAUUAAUGGAAUCUGCUUUGU
Molecule: messenger RNA, 910 nt
Organism: Cucumis sativus (cucumber)
Lineage: Eukaryota; Viridiplantae; Streptophyta; Magnoliopsida; Cucurbitales; Cucurbitaceae
Product: gamma-glutamyl peptidase 5
Exons: 3
Coding region: 133-891 (252 amino acids)
Cellular component (GO): cytosol
Source: RefSeq, a predicted model, not a curated record